Molecule: messenger RNA, 609 nt
Organism: Acanthoscelides obtectus
Lineage: Eukaryota; Metazoa; Arthropoda; Insecta; Coleoptera; Chrysomelidae
Source: the annotation of a GenBank genome assembly
AUGAUUGUAAUCGAAAAGGGAAAUCAAAUAACCAUUGAUGCCAAUGUAACGAUUCAGAGAUUCGGUUCAGAUACCAAUUCAGAGAAAGAAAACGAAACUCAAUCUAAAGAAGAUCUAAUACCGAAGAAGAUAGAACCUGUCCAGAGAAUAAGAACAAAAGCAAAAUUGAAUUUGGAAACCCAAGCUGAAAAAAUGAAAGCCAAGUCGUCUGAUAAAUAUCCAAAUGUGAAAGUUGGCCAAAAUGUAAGACUGAAAGUACCUGACAUUGACAAAGCUAAAACUGACCCGAAAAUCAUUAUUGCAGUUGUGAUAGAUGUAAAGGACAAUGAGUUUUACCAACUAGGUACCAGUAUUGGAGUACUAAAGCAGCUUUACACACAGAAUCAGUUUACUUCAUGCUCUAAAGAUUUUAUUAAGAUAGACGAAGUUGUUAAAGAGAAAGAAGUGAGUCUUCGAGAAGCUGUUGGAAAAUUGUCGUUGACUGGAGGACAAGUAUUCAAAAAAUGUAACUGUCUCAAAAAAUGCUUGUCGAAGAAUUGCGCUUGCAAGUCAUCAGGAUUACUUUGUAAUUCUAAAUGCCACAAUAGCACCCCGUGUUGUAACAAAUAA